Messenger RNA from Daldinia loculata, 1793 nucleotides. RefSeq lists its product as uncharacterized. The record is from RefSeq and is a predicted model, not a curated record. The transcript has a single exon. NCBI's taxonomy places the organism in Eukaryota, Fungi, Ascomycota, Sordariomycetes, Xylariales, Hypoxylaceae. The coding region runs from base 560 to 1660 and encodes 366 amino acids.
CAGCAAUCAUACGCAGUCAUACGUAUUGCAUAAAGCUAGAAGUCUAGCCUGGCCUACCUGCUAAGCAUCUACGAUUGGCGUCUGUAUCUGUAUGUGUGUAAUAGGCCUCCCAUCUUAUUCCCAUCCAGGCGAUCCAAGCCAUCCCACUCAACCCGCACUGCCCCCUGCAAAUAGCAGAAGAGCUGUAAUCCCAGUUGACAUCACCUCUUAUGCAAUCCUCUAAAAGCUCUUCGAUGUUCACGACAGCUAUUCGCUACACCGGUGGAUUCUGACAGCAACAUCGGCAACGCUGUAAUUUUCCGAGGACCUCACCAACCAGUAAACGUCGACUUGCUGCAGCGAAUACGUCGAGGCGCAGUUUUGCGUAAUAAGACCCUACCUGCAGCCCCUCGGGAGGUCUCCCAGUGUUAUUCUACAUAAUACAUUGCAUACAUUGCUUGUGCUUUUAAAAGCCGCACAUCACUGCGCUGCAUUUUGUAGCUUACGGCUUGCCUUUCUUCGAAACUGGUACUUAACAACUACCACCUACUCAACAUACCUUAUUACGCAAACACCAACCAUGGCGUCUCGAUCGCGCAACCAUCACAAUCGCCAUGACGAUCCUUAUGUCUUUGACGACCCGUACCGCCAUUCGAAUUCGCCUAUCAAUGACACUGCAUACGAGUACGUUGGUACUGAUGAAGCCACCAACGCUUCUAAAUCUCAUCGCGGCACAUCCCCAGAUCCUGAACCACGUCGACGACAGAGUCCCUCUAGGAGAAAUUCCAGAACCACCAGUCCUCCUCCUCGAUAUUCCGAACGCGAUAGAGCGCAUACCCUACCAUCAAAACCUGAUCGACGCUCAUCACCCCAUAGAACUUCUCGACAUGCCUCGCCACCUCGCACCGGCAGAAAGGCAUCUCGAAGUAAACACCGUGAAGAUCAAGGCUUCCUUCAACGGCCGGGUGUUCAACGUACCAAGUCUAUAGGCCAGAAAGGCUUGAAAUUCAUUAGCGAAGCGGCUGCAUUAUACGCUGCAACACAAGCCGGAUCAGGUGACCGAGGCCGCUCGCAGAGUCGCGAUAAUCCUCGCCGCAGCUCCCAUUAUGAUUCGGAACCAAGACACCGUCAUCAUCAUCGGCACCACUCUCCUACUCCUUCCCCGUCGCCUCACAGGAGGCGUUCGCGAGCAUAUAGCGAUGACCCUCCGCGUAGGCAUCGGAGACACAGAUCUCCGUCCGUAAGUGACGAGUCAGAUUAUGAACGCGAUCGAGGUCGACGCCACCGACGAUCCCGAGCCAGUUCAUACACUCAGAGUCCGUCACCGUCUCCUCCGCGUCACCGGGGCCGUAAAUCUAAAUCGGCGUCAUCCGGCGUCGGAUCUUCCAAGGUACCUAACGAAAUUGCCGAUAGGUGGCAAAUGGCUGCUCGAGCAGCUCUUGAAGCGGGUGGCCUCACCGCCUUCAGACUUCGCAAGGACCCAGGCAGCUGGACAGGCGAGAAGGGCGCCAAAAUAGCCACAGCUGCUUUGGGUGCAGCAGCGAUCGACGCCUUUAUCGACAAGGACCCAAGACGAGCAAAAUCUAAAGGGGUCAAGGGGUUCGCCGAAACCACGAUUAGCAGCAUGAUUGCAUCGAAACUAAUGGGUGUCAAGAGCCCCGGUAAACGCAAGGGUAAAUAGAAAUACUGAUAUAUGAUCGAACCGAACCGCUUUCUUCGCCGUUCGUGGAUUUAUCUUACCGCUGUUAUACCGAAUUGGCAUUUUGUUUCUUUUGAUAUUCAAGGCUAUUAUGUCAGAUUGGCGUUGAAGGGAA